GCAGAAUAAUAGUGACGUCAGACUUGGGUCACAGUGAAGUCACAUGAGGCGUAAUAAAAUGUCGAUCUCGCUUUUGCAGAUUUUCAGUAAGAUAUUACUAUUAAACAAAGUAAUAGCGAGUUAAUCGAUAGUUUGCCAAAACGAUAAAAACAUGGACGAGGACGGUUUACCGAUUGUGGGAUCAGGAAUAGAUCUGACCAAGGUCCCAGCCAUACAACAGAGGAGAGUCGUUGCCUAUCUCAACCAGUUCAUAGUGCACACUGUCCGCUUUCUCAAUCGUUUUUCGACAGUUUGCGAAGAGAAACUUGCAUGCAUAUCUCUUCGGAUACAGCAGAUUGAAACUACCCUCAGCAUUUUGGAAGCAAAGCUCUCCUCUAUUCCUGGUUUGGAGGAUGUCAGGGUGGAGGGUGUUGGUCAGCGGCCAGCUACAGAGGUUAAUGGUCCAGUCGCAGUUGUGCCAAGUCAACCAGAGACCCCUAUAGCUGUGGCUGUGCCAUUGCCACCUCCUGAGGCGUCUCCAAACAUAACAGAACCAAGAGCAGCAGGAGACAGUUGGAUGACUGUGGCCAAGGACCCACGCUAUGCCAGAUAUCUCAAGAUGGUGCAAGUGGGUGUUCCAGUUAUGGCGAUAAAGAAUAAAAUGGUCCAGGAAGGUUUGGAUCCCAAACUGCUUGACACACCAGAUGCACCUGUGCCUGAUGCCGUCAAAAAGAAAACACUGGAUCACGAUGAUGACAGCGACGAUGGCAGUGAGUCAUCUUUCAGCGAUUGAUCUGCUGCCUUAGCCAUGAAGCUGCCUAUAGGGAACUUCCUUCCCUGUCAUCUGUGCUCCAGGCCUUUUCCACUGUGCUGCUGCAGGGGCACAGAAGGACUAGAUGCCAGUGUGUGCUUGACAGGCAGAACUACAGUGCUACCAGACAGAAAGUCCCACUUCUGUGGAAGGGAUCUGCAGGGAUGCAUGGGACUUACAAAAACAGGCAGAUUGUUAAGUAGCUGAAAUGGCAUUGUAGAUUGAGUGAAUGUCAACGAGAAAGAGCUGAUAAUGUCUAUGUCCAGGUCAGCCGCUGAUCUUGUGGAUGUUAUAUUUUUGUUUCCAUUUCUUCUCCUGAAACAUUUGAUUGGUCAUGGACAUGGUGUGUCUUUAUUUACAUAGUUUAGCAGUAAAACCGAUGGAAUGAAAACGGAAAGUACUAACCAGAUAAUUGAUUAAUAAUUGACCAUUAUUUUCUUAAGAUUGCACUGGGCAAACAUGCCUCUGCCCUGUGUCAGUAUCAUGUGAACAUUCCAAUGCCUUUGAAAGAGAUUUUUUUUUUUUUUAUUUUUUUUUUUAACCUUUAUUUAACCAGGCAAGUCAGUUAAGAACACAUUCUUAUUUUCAAUGACGGCCUGGGAACAGUGGGUUAACUGCCUGUUCAGGGGCAGAACGACAGAUUUGUACCUUGUCAGCUCGGGGGUUUGAACUCGCAACCUUCCAGUUACUAGUCCAACGCUCUAACCACUAGGCUACGCAGGUAGUCUAGCGGUUAAGGGCAUUGGGCCAGUAACCGGAAUGUUGCUGGUUGGAAUCGCAGAGCCAAAUAGGUGAAACAUCUGUCUGUGCCCUUGAGCAAAGCACUUAUUGCUCCUGUAAGUCGCUCUGGAUAAGACUGUCUGCUAAAAGACAAAAAUGUAAUUGUGCUUUAGUCACAUUUGUUUUAUUAUUUUGACAGUGAUGUCUUCAUGUUACACUUGUGAGAGGGUGAUAAGUUGUAUCUCAUGUCCAUAAUAAUGUUUGUGAUAACAUUUGAUGGGUACUAUUUUAUACUACAACUGCUGUAUGAAGGAUGUCAAGCAGAAAUUUUGUGGACUGUUCUCUGGCCGAUUAUUCGUUUUUAAUUGAGACAUUAAGCUGUUGAAAUGUAAAUGUUCCUGGAGUGAACAAUGUGAAGGACAAAUUAAGAAAAUUGCACUUUUGGGUAAAUAUAUAAUGGAAAGAACACCACUACUUGUGAGCAAUGUGUCAAUUGCAAUGGUACUGUGUAAGGCCAAAUUAACAGUAGUACCUAAUGUGAAUUCACCUCAAUCUUCUAAAAUGAUGCAUCUUAAUCCCAGAUUUAACCAAGUGUGACUAACCAUGUUAGCAAGCCUUUCAGGCCCUUGAUUCCCACUGCACUAUACCUUUAAGUCAAGAGAGUUUUAUACAACAUCUCUUAUCCAAACAAAUGCUCAGAGAUCCAAUUCAUCUUCACAUUGUUUGCAGUUGUCUCUGGGUAGAACACUGCAAUGAUGGAUUUUUUCCCCCAAUUGAUUAAGAAAGUGGGUAGAUGGAGAGGUGUUAGAAGAUUGGAAAGCACGUUGUUCACAAGCGCAAGGCAAGCAGUAUUGAGGUCUGAGUGUUUAUGCAGUUUAGCCGUAAAAAUAAAGACCACAUUUUACCUAAA
Molecule: messenger RNA, 2420 nt
Organism: Oncorhynchus mykiss (rainbow trout)
Lineage: Eukaryota; Metazoa; Chordata; Actinopteri; Salmoniformes; Salmonidae
Product: WASH complex subunit 3
Biological process (GO): exocytosis; actin filament polymerization
Cellular component (GO): WASH complex
Source: RefSeq, a predicted model, not a curated record